AUGGCGUCUUCUGUGGUGGUUUCCCUUCUCAUCCUCUCAGCUGCUGGGCUACUUCCGCUUCUCGCAUACAGCAAGGGCGGAUUUUCCAUGGAGCUUAUUCACCGCGAUUCACCAAAAUCUCCUUUUUACGACCCCACCUCCACCGCUCACUCCCGCCUCAAAGCGGCCGCCCAACGUUCCCGCGCCCGCGCCACCUACUUCCGACAAGCCAUGCAAAAAAGCACACUCUCCGAAUCCCCUGCAUCAGCCCCCGCAGCUGCCGACAACUUCUACUCCGAUAUCACACCAAAUACCUUCGAGUAUCUGAUGAGCAUCUACUUGGGAUCUCCUGCUGAGAAGAUCCUCGCCAUCGCCGACACGGGCAGCGACCUUAUUUGGAUCCAAUGCAAGCCAUGCGACGAGUGUUACCACCAGUCAGCCCCCUUAUUCGACCCGCAAGCCUCCUCCACCUACAAAGUCGUCUCUUGCGAGGCAGAAUCAUGCUCUGCUUUACCACAGGGCAGUUGCGGUUCUGAAUCCCAGUGCGAGUAUAACUAUGCCUAUGGUGAUGGAUCCUUCGUUGAUGGCUUUCUCUCCACGGAGACAAUCAGCUUCGACGCCAUCGGCGGCCGCCGCGUCCAAUUCCCCAAAAGCUUCUUCGGCUGUACCCAUCGCAGCAAUGGAACCUUUGAUCAGAACGAAGGAGGUCUCGUUGGCCUCGGGGGAGGGCAGCUCUCUCUCAUCCGCCAGCUCGGCUCUGCCAUCGAUAAUAAGUUCUCCUACUGCCUCCCUUCCGCAGACCAAACAUCUGCCACUAGCCGUCUUAACUUCGGCUCGAACGCAGUCGUCCCAGGUGGCUCCAAUGGCGCGGUCACCACUCCGUUGAUCCCCGGCUACCCCGACACCUUCUACUUCCUCAGCCUCGAGCAGAUUAGCGUGUCCGGACAAGCCGGAGCAGUAAACGUGAAGCCGGCAGCGUCGACAAAUGCGAAAAAAGCCAAGGAUGUUGGGGGCAAUAUCAUCAUUGACUCCGGCACCACCCUCACUCUCAUUGACGAUGAGGCAUUGCAGUCCGUGACAAGCAAGGUUUUGAGCAGCGUGAAGCUUCCGCGAGUGACGGAUCCCGAAGGGCUAUUCAGUCUAUGCUUCGAUGUGUCUGGUGAAGGGGGAAAUAAUGCAAAAUUCCCCGACAUAACCUUCCACUUCUCCGGCGGCGCGGCAGUCGUUCUGCACAAGUCAAAUGCCUUCAUCGAAUCCGCCACCAAUGUUCUGUGCCUGGCUUUGAUAUCCAGCGAUGGAAUUGGUAUCAACAUCUUCGGUAAUAUCGCACAGCAAAACUUCCAUAUCGAAUACGAUCUCGGCGCCAUGCAGCUCACAUUGGCACCCGCAGACUGCGCCCAUCUCUAA
Molecule: messenger RNA, 1386 nt
Organism: Dendrobium catenatum
Lineage: Eukaryota; Viridiplantae; Streptophyta; Magnoliopsida; Asparagales; Orchidaceae
Product: aspartic proteinase CDR1-like
Exons: 1
Coding region: 1-1386 (461 amino acids)
Biological process (GO): proteolysis
Cellular component (GO): extracellular region
Molecular function (GO): aspartic-type endopeptidase activity
Source: RefSeq, a predicted model, not a curated record